AGCCCAAUGGUCGAGACUCAAAAGCGGUGAACGGUGCUAGAAACCAAUGGACUGUACAAUAAUAAAACCUCAAGGCGAUCCACGUUAAAAUAGAAUUAAACCAAGCCCUGUCAAUCUCAGGUUCGCCUGUUGGGAACAGUCUUCCAGCUCUACUUCUGCAGGGCUGAAGCAAAAAACCUUAAAACUUAAUUGAUAUUCAGGUCAACUGAAAUAGUUUGAAUAGCAAUGGAAAUAGAAAAUGAGCAGAUGGACAACAUCAUUUCUGCAGACUUGGAUAAUUUGAGUGAUACUCCGUUUUCUGGCGAUGAGGGAAACGGUGGGAAUGAGGAAGUAAAAAAUGAAAUCAAUGGUAACUGGAUCCCUGCAACAUCUAUUAAUGAAGCUAAAAUCAAUGCUAGAGCAAAGAGAAGGCUGAGAAAAAAUUCCUCUAGAGACUCUGGAAGAGGCGACUCCGUGAGUGAUAAUGGAGAACCACCAAAAAGUGGAAUCACUGUGCCAACCAGUCCAAAGGGAAAAUUUUUGGACAGGCGAUCUCGUUCAGGAAAGGGAAGGGGCUUACCAAAGAAAGGUGGUGCAGGAGGCAAAGGUGUGUGGGGACCACCUGGUCAAGUGUACGAUCUGGAUGAAGUGGAUAUUAAAGAUCCCAACUAUGAUGAUGACCAAGGUAACUGUGUCUAUGAAACUGUCGUUCCGCCUUUGGAUGAAAGAGGAUUUGAGAAAACCUUAACACCAAUAAUCCAGGAAUAUUUUGAACAUGGAGAUACAAAUGAAGUGGCGGAGAUGCUGAAAGAUCUUAAUCUUGGGGAAAUGAAGUACAGUGUACCAGUAUUGUCUAUAUCAUUGGCAUUAGAGGGGAAGGCUAGUCACAGAGAGAUGACCUCUAAACUCCUUGCUGACUUGUGUGGGACAGUCGUCAGCAUGAAGGAUGUGGAAAAAUCAUUUGACCGGCUUCUUAGAGACCUACCAGAACUAGUAUUGGACACUCCCAAAGCACCACAGUUGGUUGGUCAGUUUAUUGCAAGAGGAGUUGGAGAUGGGAUUCUGUCUGGCAGUUAUAUAGAUGGAUACAAAGGCACUGUGGAUUGUGUCCAUGCGCGAGCUGCCCUAGAUCGAGCUACUGUAUUGCUAAGUAUGACCAAAGGUGGGAAACGCAUAGACAAUGUUUGGGGAUCAGGAGGUGGGCAACAGCCUGUCAAGCAUCUUGUUAAAGAGAUUGAUAUGCUGUUAAAAGAAUACCUUCUUUCUGGAGAUGUUUCUGAAGCAGAACGUUGUCUUCAGGAGUUAGAAGUGCCCCAUUUUCACCACGAACUUGUUUAUGAAGCAGUUGUGAUGGUUUUAGAAUCAACUGGAGACACAAACUUUAAAAUGAUGCUCAGUUUGUUGAAAUCCCUCUGGAGAUCUGCUGUAAUUACUAUGGACCAAAUGAAAAGAGGCUAUGAACGGAUUUACCGUGAAAUUCCAGACAUUAAUCUUGAUGUGCCACAUUCGUACUCUGUGCUUGAACGGUUUGUAGAGGAAUGCUUUAGUGCAGGAAUAAUAUCAAAGCCAUUAAGAGAUCUCUGUCCUUCCAGGGGAAGGAAGCGCUUUGUAAGUGAAGGAGAUGGAGGCCGCCUGAAGGCUGAGAGCUACUGAAUUCACAAACCAACACUUGCAACUGUAGAUGUUUAAAGGGAAUAUACAUGUAUAUAUUCUGUAGCAAGAGUUGCUUGGUGCAGUUUGUUUAUUUGUAAAAAUGCACUUGUUUUGAGGCACAAAUAACUUCUAAAGAUUGUACAAAUUUGUGUUUGCAAAGAAUUUUUUAAGCAUUUUCUCUUUUCUGAACCUGUAGUUCGACACAAGUAACCCCCCUUUCUAUGGAGGUUUGCUGGAAUAAGCUACUCUUUUGUAAGUGCCAUAUUUGACCUAAUCAUUCCAUAUUUUGCAUUGAUACCUGUAUGCCCCUCCUUUCUUUCAAGGACAGUGUUGUUGGGUUUUUUGUAGUAAAAUCACUGGUUUAUUCAAAGCUUUAAAAAUGGGUCAAGUUAAGCUGCUGGAACCCUAUUUUGGCUGCUGCUGUGAAGAAACAGUUAUUUCUUAGAUUCUUUAAAACAAAUUUAGUCUGAUCAUAAGAUGCAUUCAUCUUUUUCCAGGUAAUAUAAUGAAUUGGUGUUAAGACUAGUUCAGCAAAUGGUGGCUGGAACAUCUAUUUUUUCUACAAAACUGGAAAAAUGAACAGUUCUGGCAGAAUGUAUUGCAAAAUAAACUUUUGUGAAGCAGA
Anolis sagrei ordinatus is the source of this 2257-nucleotide messenger RNA. RefSeq names its product programmed cell death 4 (gene PDCD4). NCBI's taxonomy places the organism in Eukaryota, Metazoa, Chordata, Lepidosauria, Squamata, Anolidae. The record is from RefSeq and is a predicted model, not a curated record. Gene Ontology annotation, cellular component: cytosol; nucleus. Gene Ontology annotation, biological process: negative regulation of DNA-templated transcription.